Molecule: messenger RNA, 2029 nt
Organism: Penaeus monodon (black tiger shrimp)
Lineage: Eukaryota; Metazoa; Arthropoda; Malacostraca; Decapoda; Penaeidae
Exons: 2
Coding region: 125-1444 (439 amino acids)
Source: RefSeq, a predicted model, not a curated record
AAGGAGAAAAGAUGUAUCCAAAGGUGUGUCAAAAUAACUCAUAUGUUGUUUUCUUGACUUACAGAUUUUAAAGCACAUUUCACGCGGAAUAAGGACAAAGAACAGGGGAAAAAUAAGCAUCAUAAUGGGUGCAGGUGAAAAGAAUUGGUUAAAUCUGCAAGUCGGUGAGGUAGGGUCCACUGGCUGCCCGGAGAAUGAAGUCAAGCCACUCCAACAUUCAGUCUCACUGGACCAACACUACAUUCACAUCAAGAAUGGGAGCACUGGUAAAGAUUGUCCAAGUAAUAUCAUCUCAACUGAAGACAUAAACCGAGGAAUUCCGUCAAACAGCACAGUGCCCGUGUCCUCGAGAAUGCAAGAGUUGUUGGAAGGCCUGAACGAGCCCGGCGACUGUGGCAACCCCACAGACCCUCCUUCCUGGCUAGACAGACAGCUUUUCAACCGAGGGAGGGAGUUCUACCACCGCUAUUUAUUCUGCAUGAGUUUCUCCGAAGUGCUGGCUCUCGUGUUUAUGUUCAGCAUGAUGCGGGCGCUUCGGCCCCUCAUGUACACCGGCCGCUCGGACUCCCCGCGGAAGGCUCUCCGGCGAUACUUCUCGACCUUCCAACACGUGAGUGCCUGGCACGAGGGGGACGUCUGGGACCCCGCCGACCGCGCCCACAAGGACCUGCUGUCGGUGCGAGCCAUACACAACAGGCUGUCUGGCGUCUUCAACUCUUCCAAGGAGCACGACAGAGUGUGGAAUACCAAUAUCCACGACAAGGGCCACGGAGAACCUGCUUGUCCCUUUUACCACACCAUCCGCGAGGACCUGAAGGAUCAGGCGGGAGAAGGGCUCUCGCUCGAGGGCCCAGACAACCCCCCCUUCUUCAUCAGCCAGUGGGACAUGAGUCUGACUCAGUACCAGUUCAUGGGCUUGGUGGUGGCCCACCCGCACAAGAUGGGUGCCGGAGCAGCCACGGACGAGGAUCUGGAGGGCCUCGUCCACUUCUGGCGAGGACUUGGCUGGCUUCUUGGGAUAGACGACAAAUACAACUUCUGCCGCGGCUCCUUGGCUGAAGUGCGCUCGCUGUGCCUGGAGGUUGAGAAACUAGUAGGCAUCCCAGCGCUGGCGAAGGUAGACUGGAACUAUGAGCACAUGACUCACUCCCUCGUCACGGGGUUGAGCCACCUCAUGCCCACACUCUCGUUCGAAGCUGGCUUUCGUUACGUGGCACAUGUCCUCGAUCUCGACAUAUCCAACUUCAUCGGCCGCAUGUCCUUCAUUAGCAAUGUCAAGUACUGGCUUAUGCGCUUUGCCAUCGGUCUCCUGUAUUACUUUCCUAGAUUAGUCUUUCACCUUAGUGAUAGGCUGCGGAAAGUGACAGAGGACUUCAAGCAUCGUCUCUCAACGAAAGGACAAACAACGAAAGUGGUAACGAAGCAGGAAAUCUUUAUCCAGUAACGACACCCAACAAUUAUUGAUAUUAUUGAUAAUUUCCAUGCUCUUUAGACUAAAAUUGGUGUCUGAGGAACUGAUCUCAGAAUGAAAACAAAACUGGGGUGGGAUAUUUUGGCACGGGAUAAAUGAUUGCCGUUUUUUUUCUCUCUCUCUCUUGGCAUCUGUUAUUGUAGGUUUGAAUUUAGUGAAAUUAAGUUCUAAGUUUGUUUGGAACUGGCCAUGUCUGUCUUUAUUUACCAACAGACAAAGCCAAAGAAAAGCAUAGCGAACGAUAAUCAUAAAAGAGAAUAGAAUGUGGAAGCGUCAGCCACGUUGAUAGAAAUUCGUUUUGUUUCUUAGUAGAUGCCACUUAUCUUUGCAAGAAUGCAAUAAAAGAUACAUUUUUACUCUAACUUAGUCCAUGCAUUGAGUAGGACUAUGAUAUAUGAUUAGCAAUGAUAAAACUAAAACAAAGGAUUGCGCAAAUUUAUGUUACAUCAGUCAUUUGCAAUACUGAAACUACGAAUCAUUAACAUAAUGAACAUACUCGAUAUUAUCAAAUCUCUGUUACACUAAAUAUCAAAUCAGUAAUAAUUCCAAUACAACACA